Cooperia oncophora is the source of this 1095-nucleotide messenger RNA. The record is from the annotation of a GenBank genome assembly. NCBI's taxonomy places the organism in Eukaryota, Metazoa, Nematoda, Chromadorea, Rhabditida, Trichostrongylidae.
AAGAAGAAGAAAAAGCGGGUAAGAUUCAAUGAAGAUUGCGUGCAGAGCGAAUGUAGUGCGAAAGACAUAGAUAAGCUAUUUGAUGCAGCCGAGGAAAAGAUGUCGAGAGUUGCGAAGAAAAUUCGAGAGGAAGAGCAAGAAGAAUCGGCCACACCGAAAGAAGAGAAGAGAAAGAAAAAAUCGAGGAAAAACGAGGCAGAGCAAAAGAAAGAUGAAGCUGUUGAUAUUUCUCUAGAUCCUAAGAAUUUCCUCCAGGUUGAAACGACGAAUUUAUCAAAAGUAUCAGCCGAACUUAUGGACAAGAUGGAUGAAUUUGAUGAAGAUCAAGCUCAUGUCAUCGCUGAAGCAUUCAAGGAUGACGAUGUCAUUGGUGAUUUCGAAGAGGAGAAAAUGAUGGUGGAGGAAGGCGAGCGACCAAAGGACGUCGAUCUGACGCUACAAGGGUGGGGAUGCUGGGUUGGUCCCGGUAUGACAGAAAGAAAACGACGCAAACAGUUUAUCAUAAAGGCUAGGGAAAAGAAGCGCAAAGAUAAAAAUCGACCUGGAGUUAUUAUCAAAGAAGUUGAGGAGAAGAGCAUAAGCAAACUUCAACCAACUAGUCUUCCGUUCCCCUAUACAAGCGUAGUGGAUUUCGAAACCAUGGUCUCACAACCCAUUGGCAAAGACUGGAAUCCAAUAGGAGUUGUACAAGAAAUGUGCAAGCCAUCAGUCGUAACUCAGGUUUCACAAGCAGGUUUCAUCAUGGCAGACGAUGAUGACUAUCAAGAUAUGGACAAUGACGAUUUUGUCGACGAUGAUGUUGAAGACGUGGAUUUGGAACAGGGAGAAGAUGAACAGGACGAUCAUCGAAUUGAUAUUAUAAGUGCAGAAAAAGGAACAGCGUCUACGGACCGUGUGACGACUCCAUUCAUGACCAAAUAUGAACGUGCUCGAGUGCUUGGUACACGUGCUCUUCAGAUUGCUAUGGGUGCACCGGUGAUGGUGGAAUUGGAAGGAGGUAAUGCUCCUCUUCCGAGUUUAAGAAAGUACCGUCCCAGUGUAACCACUCAUACUCAAUAUUCCGUAUCAGUAUCUCCGAUAAAAACGCAGUUUUAA